Molecule: messenger RNA, 194 nt
Organism: Spirodela intermedia
Lineage: Eukaryota; Viridiplantae; Streptophyta; Magnoliopsida; Alismatales; Araceae
Source: the annotation of a GenBank genome assembly
AUGGUCGUAGGUAUCGUUUAUUUCACCGUUAUCUUUAAAUAUCCUUGAUUAUUCACCAUAAAAGAAUGCCAUGAAUGAAAUGCAAAUUGCUACUGGUACAAUGAGGGUAGUUUAUUUUUAAGUUAUUUUAUUAUUAUGCUCAUAACUUCGAACAUGCUAUAAAAUUUUAUUUUUCUUGUUCCUUGUCAAGGUGA